This is a messenger RNA of Dermacentor albipictus, 1722 nucleotides long. Lineage: Eukaryota; Metazoa; Arthropoda; Arachnida; Ixodida; Ixodidae. The record is from RefSeq and is a predicted model, not a curated record.
CCUAAUCACGUUCGACUCGGUGUACAAGAGCGGUUACACAUUGGUACCACCCUACAAGGAAGACUUCCAGUACUUCCUAGAUACGUCUAAGCAGGCUAAGAAAUCUGAAUUUGGAAUCGGCAUCGAGCAGGAUCCCCACACAAACUUCUGGGAUGACGCCCCCUGGAGUGGUGCCUUUGGGCAGCACAUUUGUGCCUCAAACAGCUGCUGCGGCACCACCGACACCAGCGGUUGGGGCACCACCGACACCAGUGGUUGUGACAACUCUGAAGCCAGUGCUUGCCACCACACCGAAGCCAACAGCUGCGGCACCACCGACACCAGCAGUUGUGAUACCACCCACCCCAGCUAGGAAACCACCGACACCAAUGAGGGUGCCAUCGACAACUACUGCAGUCCCCACAUCACCCACUUCCGGCCAAACAACGACAGCAGGCCCGACGACUCAGAAACCGCUGCCAGAUGGAUCGCUGCUGUGCACACUACGGGCUGGUUUCAAGAGGUCGACGUACACGUUUCCCCUCGACGGACUCUGCACCCUAAUCACGUUCGACUCGGUGUACAAGAGCGGUUACACAUUGGUACCACCCUACAAGGAAGACUUCCAGUACUUCCUAGAUACGUCUAAGCAGGCUAAGAAAUCUGAAUUUGGAAUCGGCAUCGAGCAGGAAACAUGCAGCCACGAAGCCACCAUGACGAACCUUACAAGCAACGUUACCACGAAGAUGCAUUUAGAUGAGCUGUGGGACCACUACCGGAUAUACCACUAUGGUCAAGUGGGUGGAACUAUCACAUUCAGAAAUUUCGUUGCUUCCGUUGCUGUGAGGUUAGCAGCGAAGGGAUUGCAGAUGAUCGCCAGGAUAAUGAAUGAUAAAAAAGACGCUAAACUACGGCCGAGUUAUACUAUUCUGCACAAUUGGUUGAUAAAUCCAGGAAACGUUGAAUACGUUGGAAAGGCACUGAAGAAUGUGCCGGUGGAUAUUUUUGUUCUUGUUGUGCACCAUCAUGAACCCGAUAUCACCUUCAAUACCUGCCGCAUGGUGCCACCAACCGUACUAACCUCGGACGUCUUGGAUGACCUUACACAAGAUAAGUUUUACGGCAUCCGCAUGGGCAGCAGCAUAACUCUUCUUGCAGCCAACUACAGCCACUGGCCUCCGAACAUCAUGAAUGCUGUGGCCGUGGGCAUGGCUGGUCGGUGGUACGCACCAUGUGAGAAAGGUUCCACGUCGAGUACGGGGCCCACUGGCUAUUCGCUCGGCAGUAAAUGCGGGGGCGCGUGCCUUCAAAAGAAGCUCCUGCGAGAGCAUCAAAUCACCGACAUUUCCCGGGCCUGCUCUCGGACUGCCUACAACAACUCGUUCUACGAAGACAGGGCGUUCCAGGCCCGCGUUGCGUACGACGUCGGAGCAGAAUUGGUCUUCACCUAUGACAGCCCUAUUAACCUGCGUACCAAGCUCUGCAAAGCCAAGGCGAACGCGACGAACGUGAAAUACACCUUGGCUGCUGCGGACAUCCAGCUGGAGGACGCCAAUGGUACCUGCGGCUACGGGCCAUUCCCUCGGCUCUACAUGCUCAAGAAGCUGGCGGAGUUCUUUGCUUUUAAUUACACGUCUGCCGGUAGGGAGGGAGCGUGCAGGGCGGUCACCUAUUAAUACACGCUCAAUUGUUGCUGUCUGCUCAUGGGCAUAGAACAAAAAAAAAAGCAUUCUGUGUAAAUAA